Messenger RNA from Sycon ciliatum, 3593 nucleotides. RefSeq lists its product as uncharacterized. The transcript has 3 exons. Bases 45 to 2786 code for a protein of 913 amino acids. Lineage: Eukaryota; Metazoa; Porifera; Calcarea; Leucosolenida; Sycettidae. The record is from RefSeq and is a predicted model, not a curated record.
UUUGCACAGUCAAUAUACUCAUAAACGGCAUUGCGGACAAGACAAUGGUGUCCUAUCUUCAGAGUGUGAACUUCACGUGUAAUACCGGUUAUAGUAUGAAUGGAUCUGCAACAGCAAUGUGCAGUGCUGAUGGAACUCUACAAAUGCCUACUUGCAACAGUAAUAGUUCGGGAGAAGCUGGCUCUGAUCCCAAGAGUUCCACUUCAGUUUUGGUGUCCGUUGCUAUACUGGGCGGUGGAGGGGCAAUUGUCGCCGCUGCUGUUAUCGUAUAUCAACGGCAGCAAAAUGCUAAGUUGCGCACUUCAUCAUAUGACAUUGGGCUGGGCAAAGAGCAGCCUGAAGGACAACAAGAAAGUCGUGUUGCUAUGCCCCUCAAGGGUACCUACAAUCCUGGUCAAUCUGGAAGUGAACUAACUGGUCAUGUUCCUGAACAGCAAGGUGGAACGUAUAUGAACCGAGAGCCGGCGAAGAAGGGACAACUAAGCCCUCAGGACCCUCGAAGCCGUACAUAUCAGAAUCUUGCGAACCAAUACUCUGAAACAUCAUUUUACAGUACAGAUACUAUGUUGCCUGCUAAUGAUGGAAAUGAUGUCUGUGAGGAAUCAGGGGUUCAGGGUCUAGGCACUGACAUUUAUGAGGUUGCCGACCAAAACAAAACAACACAAGGUUCCCAACAGAAACUAAUUGACACUGGCUUGGCAACACUGGAAGAUCUCUACACAACCUACGGCAACGGAGAUUCUUGCCCUGGAUCGCGCAAGAACAGCAUGUGUAUGUAUGGCAAUGCAGAUUCUCCAAGGGCAUCAUGCAGUGACAAUGGCCAAGCCUUGAGUUACAAAAUGGCACUGAAAUCGUCCGGAAACUUGUCAUCCCUGAAACCUGACACUGGCUUGGCAACACUGGAAGAUCUCUACACAACCUACGGCAACGGAGAUCAGGACCCUCGAAGCCGUACAUAUCAUAAUCUUGCGAACAAAAACUCUGAAACAUCAUCUUACAGUACCGAUACUAUGUUGCCUGCUAAUGAUGGAAAUGAUGUCUAUGCGGAAUCAGGGGUGCAGGGUCUAAGCACUGACAUUUAUGAGGUUGCCGACCAAAACAAAACAACACAAAGUACCCAGCAGAAACUAGUUGACACUGGCUUGGCAACACUGGAAGAUCUCUACACAACCUACGGCAACGGAGAUUCUUGCCCUGGAUUGCGCAAGAACAGCAUGUGUAUGCAUGGCAAUGCAGAUUCUCCAAGGGCAUCAUGCAGUGACAAUGGCCAAGCCUUCAGUAACAAAACGGCACUGAAAUCGUCCGGGAACUUGUCCCCCCUGAAACCUGACCCUUCGCUUUCAGGCAACAGUAUUCUUGCAUACGACAAUCGGAACAAUGAACAAGCAGCGGUGCAGGGUCUAUGCACUGACAUUUAUGAGGUUGCCGACCAAAACAAAACAACACAAGGUUCCCAGCAGAAACUAGUUGACACUGGCUUGGCAACACUGGAAGAUCUCUACACAACCUACGGCAACGGCGAUUCGUGCCCUGGAUCGCGCAAGAACAGCAUGUGUAUGUAUGGCAAUGCAGAUUCUCCAAGGGCAUCAGGCAGUGACAAUGGCCAAGCCUUCACUUACAACAUGGCACUGAAAUCGUCCGGGAACUUGUCACCCCUGAAACCAGACCAUUCGAUUACAGGCAACAGUAUUCUUGCAUACGACAAUCUGAACAAGGAACUAAAAUUGAACUCUGAUGUUCUGACAACAGUGUUUGGACAGAGUUCCACUGAUCCUGAAGACACUGAGUAUAUAUAUGGAAAUGCAGAGUCGCGCGAGGCCUCACGGAACAACAGUUUGGUUGGCAACGACAACAGGGAAUCAGGCCAGGCCAAUGGAAACUCACUCCAGACCUCAUUCACGAACAGUAUAGACUUCUAUGCCGUUGGCAUUUCCUCAGGGACUUUCUCUGAGGACUAUUGGGCACGUUUUCAGAUGGGAGAAAGUAGUGCUGGAAAUGGCCUAGAUAUUCACCACCUAUCAACCGAUGAAAUUCCCAAUGUUAGCGGUAACGCUAGUACCUCAGCAGGAUUGUCCGAAGAAGCGGCUACCAAAGACAUGACCUUUGGAAAUGGACCAUCACGAAAUGGUUCUCGUCAUGCCAGUGCUGAACAGUCCUGGACCGAGGUAUCAAACAGGGAUUCAUCUCAGGCUUUAAGCAGCACUUCACAGCAAGAUGGUAGCAAGGCGGAGGAAACUCUGACCAUGGGACCUUAUCAGACUCCAUAUGUUUCGGCAACAGCAACUAGAAAGAGUUCAAUUUUAGGUGAUGCAACUGCAAACCUACCUGAUCAAUAUCCCACAUCUGACAAGUCUCUGCAGCCAUCUAAUGCAUGCCCAGCUCUCAGUGAUGGCCAGGGUCAGGCGUCCACAGGAAACGUACCUGUUCAAUGUCAACGCAUCUCAUCUCAUGCAGGCGGGAAAAGUUUGACUUCGGCAGUUUCCCAAGGCGGAACACCACCUCCAGGAAGCCCUGUGUCGAGAACUUCGUCUAGUGCUGCAGGCUUCAGUUCAGCUGUUGGCUUUCAACGUGGCAAAAUGCCACUAGCCUCAAUAUCUAACGAAGUGAAGCAGCUACAGCCAUUGCCAGUUGGAAUCAUCCCGACAUCGACUACAUCAGUAGAUGAUGUAUAUGCGCACUUACCAGAGCCAAAUGAGGCUCAAGAGGAAUUCAUCGAGCCUUACUUCAGUUCUGAGGAUGAGGAGCAGGAGGAUGAGAAUGAUGGAGUGUAUGGUACCAUCAAUUAGUAACAGACCAUGUAUCACAGACCUAUGAGGGUUGGGACAGAUAGUUCUUCCAUUUCUUGUCAAGCGCACUUCCUCUAUGCGAUUUCACUGUUAGUUAAGACUUUACUGAGGGGAAACAUAACAUGGUAACUUUCCCCACUUGUCUCUCUUUUGAAUCCCCCGAUACACACACUCACACACACACACACGCACAAACACACACACACACACACACAAACACACAAACACACAAACACACAAACACACACACACACACGCCACUCUUGACAUUUUCCCUCGACACUAUUGCCGAAGCUGACCAUCAAGAUAUUCUUUCAGGUGCGCAAUGAAUAUCAAUAGUCAAUAAUAGGUCUGCACCUCUCAUCUCCUCUCCCCAUUUUCACAUUUGUUUUCAUAAUGUUUUCCCAUUACUCGUUGGAAACAUUAUGUCCUCAUUUUUUGCUACUUCAUUCUUCAAAGUACAUCCCUCCUUUCCUCUUUCCUAAUUUUUCAAGUGGAUGUUCAAUUUAUCCAGAUUUCAACUCUCUCCCCCAUGUUUCAUUCUCCUAUUUAUCCCCUUCUUUUACCCCCUCAUUCAUUGCCAUUCCGGAUCACUACACUGCGAUAUUGUGUGCGCUGCGGUAUUGUUCGAAGAAUUAAAUUAAAAAAAAUCAAUGUACAUGCAGAGGUUGCCAAUAGUACCCCCUCUUUUCUUCUCCUCUCUCAACCACUCGUUUAUGCCCGUCUUUCAUCUCCUCCCUUAAUAGUAAUGAUAAUAAUUUUAUUACGAUGACCCAAAGGCAAAUCGCCUAUCGGGGGUUCACCGCA